This is a messenger RNA of Loa loa (African eye worm), 708 nucleotides long. RefSeq lists its product as hypothetical. The transcript has 3 exons. The record is from RefSeq and is a predicted model, not a curated record. The annotation marks the transcript as partial. Lineage: Eukaryota; Metazoa; Nematoda; Chromadorea; Rhabditida; Onchocercidae.
AUGUUAUAUCCUCUAGAAGUUGAUGACAACGAAACUAUUCAACAGCCAACUCCGGAAACCCCAAUUCAGAAUUCAGAACCGGAGGAACCGAUUGCUACAAGAACCAGAAGGGCUACACGGAAACGAGAUGGAACCCGACCAAUUUCUAUGUCAAUAACGAAUUGUUUCAUUUUAAUAUCGCUGAUUCUCAUAACCAUAGUUAAAACAAACACCGCGCAAAAUUGCAAAUGGAUAUCAGAUGAAUUGCAAACAGCAUUCACUUUUAAGAAAAUUGAGAAGAUAAAGAACACGACUUGCAACUUUUCCAAACCUUAUCUCAUGAACGGGGAUAUUAUUAUCGAUGAAGGAUUUAAGCAACAGUUGAGACGAAGUUGUAAAAGCAGAAAUAACUUAUUACUUUUAAUUGCAUGGUUAUCGACUAGUAACCCAACCUUAGCAGCUAGAUUACUACUACAAAGAAGUGAUAUCAUAGCCAAAAGAGUUGAUAAUAAGUUAUUAGUGGCAUCUUGCAAUCCUAAAAGACAUAAAGUUAUCAACCUAAAGACCAAUCUACCAAAAACAGAAUCUCUCUGGACAGAAUUAGAUCAACAAAGAGAAGAGUUAAUUGAACCACUGACAGUACAAUUUGAGAAAACUGCUGAAACAAUAGAAGAACUAGCACACGUCAUAGCUCGUUGGAAACUCACUACUAUUAGCAUAUUCGGUUCU